This is a messenger RNA of Neopsephotus bourkii (Bourke's parrot), 1908 nucleotides long. RefSeq names its product C-C chemokine receptor type 5-like. Gene Ontology annotation, cellular component: membrane; cytoplasm. Gene Ontology annotation, biological process: immune response; inflammatory response; positive regulation of monocyte chemotaxis. The record is from RefSeq and is a predicted model, not a curated record. NCBI's taxonomy places the organism in Eukaryota, Metazoa, Chordata, Aves, Psittaciformes, Psittacidae. Bases 272 to 1342 code for a protein of 356 amino acids. Gene Ontology annotation, molecular function: C-C chemokine receptor activity. The transcript is spliced from 2 exons.
UCCACAUUUCAACAUCUCUGUGCAUCUCACAGCAGUAGAAAAGCAACAUCUGAUGGCCCAUUUUUAGAAAAAAGAGAACUGCUCCUCGAUUUAUUUCUUUUUCAAUGCGAACAGACUUGUUUGCUAGAAGUUUUCAAACGGAUACAUCCUUUUUCAUGCAGGAAGAGGUGUUCGUGAGCUUCCUCUCGUGACUGACAAGUCGGUUUAGCGUUAUCCUUGAUGUAAUAACCCCAGCCAUCACUCGCACCAUAAGAUACAUGACCAAUGCACCAUGGAAGACCACACCACAGACUCAGACAACUGGGAACUGACAACAGGAUAUGACUAUGGUGAUUCAACACCGUGCACAGGGAUUGAGGAAAAGCACUUAGCAGCGAAGCUUUUGCCACCGCUCUAUUCUUUGGUGGUGAUAUUUGGCCUCAUAGGCAACAUGCUUGUUGUGCUUAUCCUGGUAAAAUACAAGAGACUGAGGAGCAUGACUGACAUCUACCUGCUCAAUCUGGCAAUUUCCGAUUUGCUCUUUGUAUUUUCUCUCCCUUUCUGGGCUUAUUAUGCUGUCCACGACUGGAUUUUUGGGGAGGCACUGUGCAGAAUUCUCUCCGGUGUCUACCUCCUUGGCUUCUACAGUGGGAUCUUCUUCAUCAUCCUGCUGACCCUAGACAGGUACCUGGCCAUAGUGCAUGCAGUGUUUGCUCUGAAAGCCAGGACAGUUACCUACGGCAUCCUCACCAGCAUGGUCACUUGGGCUGUUGCAGCGUUUGCUUCUGUUCCUGGCAUGGUAUUCCACACAACUCAGAAGGAAAAUGCACGUUACACUUGCAGUGCUCACUAUCCGUCAGAACAGAGAGAUGUAUGGAAGCAAUUCCUGACCUUAAAGAUGAACAUCCUGGGACUGGUUAUCCCAAUGUUCAUUAUGAUCUGUGGCUACGCGCAAAUUAUAAGGACAUUACUGCAAUGUAGGAAUGAGAAGAAACAUAAAGCGGUCAGGCUGAUCUUCAUCAUCAUGAUUGUCUACUUUGUUUUCUGGGCACCGUACAACAUCUGCAUUUUCUUGCGUGAUUUCCAAGGUGCCUUUUUCAUCAACACUUGUCAAGGCAGCGGCCAACUGCACAAAGCGAUCCAAGUGACGGAAACGCUCUCCAUGAUCCAUUGCUGCAUCAACCCUCUCAUUUAUGCCUUCGCUGGAGAAAAAUUUAGGAAGUACCUUCAUAGCUUUUUCCGAAAGCAGCUUGCAUUCCACUUCCCUAAAUUCUGUCCCGUUUUCUAUGUUGACACAGCUGAACGGGCCAGCUCCACCUACACGCAGUCUACUGGGGAACAAGAAGUUUCUGCUGCCUUGUAAGCUGUGCCCAGCAAAAAGGUGGAAUUGACUAGUGUGGAAUUAAGUCUAUGAUGGAAACCUGCAGAAUCGGUCCUGGAUGUUGGCUCCAAGGCAGCUGCAAAAGACCACAGGAUGCAUGUUUACUAAAGCUUGGUUUUGUUCAUGUAUUUGGGUAUUUGUACAUAAAUGGCUUUACACUGAAACAGGGGAAGUUCAGGUUAGAUCUAAGGCAGAAGCUCUUCCCUGUGAGGGUGCUGAGGCGCUGGCACAGGGUGCCCAGAGAAGCUGUGGCUGCCCCAUCCCUGACAGCGUCCAAGGCCAGGUUGGACACAGGGGCUUGGAGCAACCUGCUCUAGUGGAAGGUGUCCCUGCUCAUGGCAGGGGGUUGGAACUGGAUGAGCUUUAAGAUCCCUUCCAACGCAAACCCUACUUUGAUUCUAUGGUUAAUGAAAAGGAUGCAUCAAAUUAGCUACCUAGAUAUGCUCUCGUGUAGGGGAAAAACAGUGUUCUCUUUAUUUGUGUGACUGUAAAAGCAUUGUCUUGCAUCACAGAGCCCAAAAUCACACAAAGGCUGGGGGUCUAAGCUA